Liolophura sinensis is the source of this 1211-nucleotide messenger RNA. RefSeq lists its product as uncharacterized. The transcript has 4 exons. NCBI's taxonomy places the organism in Eukaryota, Metazoa, Mollusca, Polyplacophora, Chitonida, Chitonidae. The record is from RefSeq and is a predicted model, not a curated record. The coding region runs from base 1 to 786 and encodes 261 amino acids. Gene Ontology annotation, molecular function: acyltransferase activity, transferring groups other than amino-acyl groups.
AUGCACGGCUCUCUUCUGGAGAUACAGAGGUGGCAGACGGACGAGAGUGAGAUCUGGGUCAACUCGUGGCCUAAAGUGAGCGCUGUCCUAAUCUGUCCGUCGGGGGGCGAAAAGAGGUUACCGGUUAUAGACUAUGAGGUCAAACUCUUCGCCUUGACCAAAGAGGCAUGUCGUGGACUCCUGAACAGUCAGAAUCUGUUUGACGGACGACACAGGAUUGAUUUCACUGCCGCUCGUGAGACGAUAUGGCCGGUGAUAGAGGGUGAGGCACAGUCCUGUGGCUACGACGUGAAAACGGAAGAGACUACAGCGCAACUGAUGUACUUACCGGACGCUGUCGACAUACCGGAUAUGCAGGAUAUACCUGAAGGUAUGACCUUGGGUGACCUUCACCCUCGGUACAGCUCCCGACUGGCCCCUCUUUGGGCGUACGGACCGUCACCAGCAGAAACCGACCUCUAUAUGUCCGGUGUGAUAUCCAGCUUUCCCUCUCUGGCGGUGCACGACCAGAGUACGGACGAGCUCCUGGCCUGGAUGAUUUGUUACGAGGAUGGAGCUAUGGGCCACCUGUAUGUCUGCCCGUCCGUCCGCCGCCGAGGACUGGCAAGACUCCUCGUUACACGGCUGGCCGCGAAGAUCAGAGAACGUGGACAAACGCCGUUUAUUUACAUCGAACCCAGUAACAAAGUAUCUUAUAACUUGCACAGCAGUCUUGGAUUUGUUCUUGUGGAAGAAAAAGUCUCUUGGAUUUCGUGCCUCAGGCAGAGCAGGGUUGAUCUUUCUUAGCUGCCAACAAAAUGUUUAAAAAUCUGAAAAAAAACUUUUAUAAUAAACUGGACAUCGACAUUUUCUUAAAGGAUACAUGAAAAGAUACUAAAAAACGAAAGAGUAUGCUUUUAUGUAAAAUGAUGAAAGAAAUGUUCCCCAAAAAACUCACAUUUCAUUUUGCGAGCAUGUUUUACAUUUCUUUACAACCACUAUUCUUUAUGCAUUUUUCCGCCAGUGGUCGGAAAAAUUCGGAAAUGACACCAUCGAUGAACAUUCUGAGAAUGUGAGACCAGCCUAGCACCCCAAUGUAGGCUCUCGCAUGUACAAAGCUAUCAGCGUUGACGCCACAACACCAGGCAGCUGAAUUUCAGGACUGAGGACAGCUGUAGCCAUUUUUACACCCCAAGAAGAAGGCUAAGAAGCCUUUUUGUCCUGUUAUAUGU